CUUCUCUCGAGCCAGUCGGCUGUCCAUCUCGCCCUCUCAAACGACGUGUAUCCCUAGUCUUCUCUCUCCCGCCCCAGGGCUGAAAAAUUGCGAGAGGCCGCCGGUGCCGCCUAGCACCGCGUGUGGUGGUGCUGUUAGUGGACAAACGACGACGACGACGACGACGACGAGAGACAGAGAGACGCCCGAGAAGAUCGCCGCGGGCGGUCUUCGGCGUGGUCAUUUGAUUCCUCUAGUAGAGUGA
Messenger RNA from Caenorhabditis auriculariae, 244 nucleotides. Lineage: Eukaryota; Metazoa; Nematoda; Chromadorea; Rhabditida; Rhabditidae. The record is from the annotation of a GenBank genome assembly.